AUGCCUCUUUGUGGAAUAUCGACCACCAGGAACCUUCUUGCUGCAGAUAAUUCUAUGGUUCCCGUUUCUUCUCCGUUGACAACUCCACUAGGGGAUGCAGAAGAGACCAACAAAAAGGGAGCAGUAGUUAAGCGACUGAAAGUCCAAGCCAUCAAGAAGGAUAUCAAGCAGAGCCCCAAGAAGGUGAAUCUGGUAGCCAAGCUGGUUCGAGGAAUGCGUGUUGAAGAUGCCCUUUUGCAGCUGCAAGUGACAGUUAAAAGGGCAGCGAAAACUCUGUACCAGGUGAUCCAUUCUGCCCGUGCAAACGCAGCUCACAAUCACGGAUUGGAUUCUGAUAAACUUAUUGUGGAGGAGGCUUUUGUGGGGAAAGGACUUUACCUUAAGAGGCUGUCUUACCAUGCCAAAGGGAGGUGUGGCGUCAGGGAGAGGCCUAGGUGCAGACUGACGGUGGUGGUUAGAGAAGCAACGGCCGAGGAAGAGGCAAAGAUCGCUAAACUGAGAGUUAGCAACUACAAAAAGCUAACCCGGAAGGAGAAGCAGCUCAUGCCGCACCGGCUUAUUGAGGUUAGCCCCAGGUGGGCUUGGAAAAGGAAGGAGGAGACUGGUGCCGCAGUGUAGGACGAGUUUCUGUCUUUCUUCACUGGCGUGCACUGCGAGAGUUCUGAAGAACAACCGAGGAUAUUUCAUCUGCUGAGAUUUAAUUACUGAAGAACAACCGUCGCUCCCAUGAGAAAGAAUUCAUGCUCUCAUUUGUCUGACCAGUUUUUGUUCUUUGUUCUGUUUGUGUCGUAUGUGUGCAAUCUUUCAAGUCAUUUAGUCCUGUGACCGUGUUGUGGCACCGCUGGCGAC
Messenger RNA from Triticum dicoccoides, 849 nucleotides. Its product is annotated as 50S ribosomal protein L22-like. The coding region runs from base 1 to 618 and encodes 205 amino acids. The transcript is spliced from 5 exons. Gene Ontology annotation, biological process: translation. Gene Ontology annotation, molecular function: structural constituent of ribosome. Gene Ontology annotation, cellular component: ribosome; mitochondrial large ribosomal subunit. The record is from RefSeq and is a predicted model, not a curated record. NCBI's taxonomy places the organism in Eukaryota, Viridiplantae, Streptophyta, Magnoliopsida, Poales, Poaceae.